AUGGGGUUAAGGAUCUAUAUGUCAGGCCUUCCCUGGUGGAUCAGUGAUGAAGAAUCCGCCUCCCAAGGCAGGAGACGUGGGUUUGAUCCCUCUUCCAGGAAGAUCUCGCAUGCUUUGGAGCAACUAAAGCCUGUGUGCCACAACCUGUUUUCUAGAGCCUGGGAGCCUCCACUACUGAAGCCAGCAGACCCCAGAGCCCGUGCUCCACAGAAGCCCCCGCAGCGAGAAGCCCUCACCUGGAGAGCAGCCACUACUCGGCGCCAGCAGAGAGAAGCCCACACAGCCGCGGAGUCCCAGCGCAGCCACCAAAGGGGUAAAGCGAUGAUUUCAAAGCGCUACAUGACAGACUGGACCUGUUAA
This is a messenger RNA of Rangifer tarandus platyrhynchus (Svalbard reindeer), 360 nucleotides long. Lineage: Eukaryota; Metazoa; Chordata; Mammalia; Artiodactyla; Cervidae. The record is from the annotation of a GenBank genome assembly.